UGGAGAUACAGCACUAUUCAGCAAUCGUGUUUCAAGCUACAGUUAAUACAGAAAAAGAAGAGAAGUUGGGCGAGGUAGCUGCAUAUGUUGAAGGACCUAACCAGCAGAUUGGUGUCUUUUGCAAGAUUGACAUCAUGGCAGAUCCAAAAACUGAUGACCAAUUACAUUUCACUGAUAUCAAAAAAUAUUUCAACUCUUAUACUCUCACAGGUAGAAUGAAUUCCGUACUGGCCACAUAUGGAGGCAUUGCUUUGAUGGUCUUAUACUUCAAGUUAAGGUCUAAAACAACACCAGCUUUGAAAGCAACAUAAAUGGAUUUUAAACUGUACCUCAUCUGUUAAGUUCCCAAGCCCAGAGAAGCUAAUGUCAAUUCAUCAUCUGGUAUUCAAUUUGUACAAUACAUUAUGAACCUGGAAAAAAGAAAAGAAGAAAAAAGAAGUCAGCUAGCUCUGUGUGCCACACGCCCUCUGCUUCCAUUGUCCUGGUCUCUCCAACACUCAGCUUUUCUUUCCUUCUCUCCUUCUCUUCUCUCCACUUAUCCAAAUAACAUUCACCCUGUUAAAGUAUUACCUCCUCUUAUACAUAUUGCAGCCAUAUUAAAGAAU
Acinonyx jubatus (cheetah) is the source of this 605-nucleotide messenger RNA. Its product is annotated as ATP synthase membrane subunit K, mitochondrial-like. Bases 135 to 311 code for a protein of 58 amino acids. The transcript has a single exon. The record is from RefSeq and is a predicted model, not a curated record. NCBI's taxonomy places the organism in Eukaryota, Metazoa, Chordata, Mammalia, Carnivora, Felidae.